Molecule: messenger RNA, 645 nt
Organism: Dendrobium catenatum
Lineage: Eukaryota; Viridiplantae; Streptophyta; Magnoliopsida; Asparagales; Orchidaceae
Product: mitochondrial import inner membrane translocase subunit Tim9
Exons: 2
Coding region: 140-421 (93 amino acids)
Source: RefSeq, a predicted model, not a curated record
UAGUUAGUGAAUAGGCAAUCGAACGGCUCAGAUUGCUAAAGAAGAAUACAAUUUCUUAACCUUGCUCGCGUGGUUCUAGAACCCUAGAACAGCAGAGAAGAGAAGAAGACGGAAGAGCAGCGAAGAAAAAAGCCAAAAGAUGGACAAAAGCAUGCUCGGCGAUCUGGAUAACCUUCCAGAGGAGGACAAAGUCCGAAUGUCAACGAUGAUUGAUCAGCUCCAGAUCCGUGACAGCUUGAGAAUGUACAAUUCACUUGUGGAGAGAUGUUUUAAUGACUGUGUGGACAGUUUUCGUCGCAAAACUCUCGACAAGCAAGAAGAAACUUGUGUUCGCCGAUGCGCUGAGAAAUUUUUGAAGCAUUCCAUGAGGGUUGGAAUGAGAUUUGCUGAACUCAAUCAGGGAGCUGCAACACAAGAUUAAAUAUAAUUGCAUCUUGAAUGAUUGGGUCUGUUAUUUUUGCUGAAUCUAUUCUGCUUGGACACAUUAAUGGUUCAUUUGUAGCAACUUUGUGUUAUUAUGAGGGCUUCUUCUUUGGUUUAGAAGAAAGGAAUUAUAUUUUUUUAUGGAUGAAUGUCAUAGUUAUUGAAAUUUUGUCUUUGAAUAUCUCAAAGAAAUUUCUGAAUGAUUUCGUUCACUCUUUUCCA